AUGGAUUCGCAACUCUGGAGGGCUAUCCAACCCGAGAUCGAGCGUGUGUUGAAGACAGAGACAGGCUGUCACCUUAUCCCGGUGCUAGCCAUUUCCAGUGUGCUAUGCCACGCCCCUUUGCUGGACGGCAUUAGAGACAGCGCAACUGCCAUCCACCGGCAAUGCAGAAUUAUAUACACCGUGGCCACUGCUUUGGAAAUCGAGGUGGUAAAACGCCACAUGCUUGCCGAACAAAAUGUCACGGUCCUGGGCACAAAGGAGGCUCUCGCCCUAAUGACAGCCACGCCUACGGAUGAAAAUACAAUAUUUGUACCGAGCGAAAAGCCGGCAACACUCGUUACCCCAGCGAUCCUCGAAGUCUCCGUCUGCACAUACAUCAGCCGACUCAGCCAUUUAUACCCAUCCGCGUGGACGACAGUGGUAUACAUAACCCCGGAGAGGUUGCCCAAGGGCCUCGUACAACUCACCACUCCCGUUCAGCCCGUGGUCGUUCCAUUCGAUAAGCUAGCCUACUUCAACAAAAGUUCAAGCACCUCGCGAAUGCCAAAUAUUGCUGAUGCCGCACGGCAAUGCCUCCGGCAAGGCCAGAAGGUCGUUUCCUUUCUGCACCCCAACGACUGGACAAAAUAG
Molecule: messenger RNA, 630 nt
Organism: Pyricularia pennisetigena
Lineage: Eukaryota; Fungi; Ascomycota; Sordariomycetes; Magnaporthales; Pyriculariaceae
Exons: 2
Coding region: 1-630 (209 amino acids)
Source: RefSeq, a predicted model, not a curated record